Lactuca virosa is the source of this 636-nucleotide messenger RNA. Lineage: Eukaryota; Viridiplantae; Streptophyta; Magnoliopsida; Asterales; Asteraceae. The record is from the annotation of a GenBank genome assembly.
AUGGGGGGAACAACUUCAAUCAAGAUCAUCAGAAAAUCAAUCCACACAUUCCUCCAAAGCUACAAUCACUUCAAAUUGCAUCCCUUUUUAGCUCUUCCUUUCUCACUAUCAAUCCUCCUCUUAUCAUCUAUUUCACAUGAUUUCAUUUCCCUCCAACACACAAUCCAUUUCCGCCUUCCGUCCCUAUUUGAUGCCACUGGAAUCCCAGUUUCAUCUCAAUUCUUCUCAUCUUUCAACCUCAAACUCUCCCAAACCAUCACAUCAACAAUACUACUCCUACCUUUUAUUAGCAAAAAUCAGCAAAAAUAUGAACUUAUCAGCAAAAAAUCAGCAAAAUCAAGCAUGAAUAAAUUCAUGCGUUCAGUUGGAAUCAAUCCAAAACUAACAAAGCUGAAAUCAAAAAUCAAAAGAGGAUUCGAACUUACAAGGAAAUCAAGCUACAACCGAGUUUGUUGUGGCCGGAAUCGGAUUGACCAACGUCGACUAUGGCCAGAAUCGAAGAAGAACCGGUCCCCGUCGUCUUCUGCAGUGGAGUACUCGCCGGAAUCAAGUCGCCGGUGUCCGUUUGUGUCCGGAAUUGGAGCCGCCGGCAUCGGCUAUGGCCGAAAUCGAACGACGAUAGAAGCGAUCGAUUGA